UAUGCACGAUUUACGACAACGCAUCGUCAACGAGUACCACCGUCAAAUCAUUCAACAAAUACUCCAGAAUGCGCGCGACGACGUUUCGAGCAAAAUCUUGAUUAUUCUAUGGAAACUGGUGAUGGUGGUCAUUUCCAACGUUUACUAUGUUGACACAAACAUGUAUCUAGAAUCGAGCGACAUUGGUGAGGAGACGAGCAGGAACACGUCGAUGGCACCACCUGGCAACAUGCCAGGCCCCACCGACGGCAAGGACGUGUUCUGGAUCCUCGUAGACUGCUUUCUGUUCGUCGCGAUCGUCCUGGGGAACGUGCUGACGAUAGUGGCGAUCGCGAUGACCCGCCGGCUCCGGAACGUCGUCUCGAAUUACUUCGUGCUCAACUUGGCGGUAUCGGACCUGCUGGUGGGCGUAUCGCUGCCGUAUCACUUAGCCUUCUACAUGGACGACCAGCUCAGUCACGAGAAGUUGAUAUGCGUCCUGCGAUUCGUGCUGAUCAGCGUCGCCUGCGGCGGCAGCAUCAUGAACAUCAUGGUGAUCGCCAUCGACCGAUACGUCGCGAUCGUCCACCCGCUCAGCUACAACGCAUACGCGACGACGAAGCGCAUGCUGCUGAUCGUAGCCGGCACGUGGAUCUGCACCGUCGGCAUGUCGUCGAUCCCGAUCUACUGGAAUCGCUUCGACGAAUCCUCCACGUGUGAAUUCGAGACCGUCCUGCCGAGGGACUACAUAGUGGCGAUACAGAUGCCAUUGUUUCUCCUAACCUGGGUGACGAUGUUUCUGUUGUACACGAAAAUCUGGAAGGAGGCGAAGAUGUGCGCACGCCGAAUGAACCUCAGUAUCGUCUCGAGCUUCACGGAGAAAAACGAUCGCAAAAGCGUACAGGUGGUGUUAAUGAUACUGGGCUGUUUUUCGAUCUGCUGGCUGCCUUACUUCAUCGUGGCGUGCAUGCGGAGCUUCGACUGGAUGCGAGACUCCACUGAUAUUUGGUACAAAGUCACGUUCGCGUUGGCUCUCGCUAACAGCGGGAUGAAUCCUCUGAUAUACGCGUGGAAGAACACCAGCUUCCGCCGGGCGUUCCAGAGGAUCUUGCGGCUGAAGUCGCCCAACAACAAACUCAACUCAAGCCUGAAGGUGUUCCUCGAGCAGCAGCGCAACGAGAUCAGGAGUAAACAGAAAGACGCGGACAGCGAGCACCGUGUGAGCGGGAACAGCGGCGGAUAUCCGGCCAACGAGGAACAGCAACCUGCGGAGGAGGCUAGAGUGGAGGAAAACACGACUCUGUAAAUGAGAUCGCGCGUCGACCGAGAACUUAUCCGCGAGGAUGAUCGAUUAUUUCCACUCGGUGUUAUUUCUCGGAGCGACGCCUCGCCCUCGAAAUGAGCGAAAUGCGGCGAUGUUAGCGCCUUCGAGGGAAACGAAGUGAAGAUACUCCCAUUCGAAGUUACACGAGUGAAUGUUUCACGAUUCGAGCAGAUUCCGACCUAGUGAAUAUCCCGUUCUACGACGAUGGGGGAGCACACCCGGUUUCCGGACACUUCUCUGUGAUGCAAACUCGACGGACGAGAGGGAGAGAAUGGGCAUUUUCGACAAAUAGACUCUCUCAUUCGAAAAGGGCCGAAACUAUUUGGAAACUGAGUGUGUGUCGGAUUCGCUCUUCAAUUUCGAGUGAAAAUGUUCAUUCGACGAGUCGGACGAUUCACCCGGUGUAAGUGAAGAAUCACUCGAGUGGUCGCUCUGUAUUUCGGAUGAAAUUUCACCCCAAAAUGCUUACGACGAUGAAAGCAGUAGAAACGACUGCGUCAAGUUUUCGAUAUAUUUCGUGGUUCAUUUAGGAAACCUGCCCAACAGCUCAUUCGGUAUUUCUUUUUUUAUGUAUGCAAUUGUGUAUACAGACAAAUCCUCGAUUUGUUUAUGUGGACAGGGAAAACAAUAUCGUCGUCACACAUAUGUGAUGCUAAUGGUGUUAGCGCACUGACUGCCAAAGGUGACAUUAGAGAAUUUCAUGUGUUGCACGUGUGUUCUUGACGCCAUACUAAUUGAAACCAGCGUGUUAUUUCAACACUUUGACGGCCGUCGACUUCGUUAUGUCAGCGAUCAUCAUCUUGUGAAGAAUAUUUCUCGAUAACAAAUCUAUAAUCGUAAUAUUUUACGGCUAUAUAAAGGUAGAUUUACUGAUUUAUGUAAAAAGAGAGUUUUUUUGUCAUUAUCGUUAAAAUUAUUGUAGCAACUAAAAUUUACGUAAAUGGAGAAAUUUACUGAUUUCUGUAAAAAGAGAGUGUUCCCCUCUUUUUAGGCGAUUUAAGCAAGCUCUUGGAAUCUGC
Messenger RNA from Dinoponera quadriceps, 2322 nucleotides. It is a transcript of the gene mAChR-C, whose product is annotated as octopamine receptor 1. Gene Ontology annotation, cellular component: membrane. Gene Ontology annotation, biological process: G protein-coupled receptor signaling pathway. Bases 2 to 1285 code for a protein of 427 amino acids. Lineage: Eukaryota; Metazoa; Arthropoda; Insecta; Hymenoptera; Formicidae. The record is from RefSeq and is a predicted model, not a curated record. Gene Ontology annotation, molecular function: G protein-coupled receptor activity. The transcript is spliced from 4 exons.